AUGGCGAGACAACAAAAUAGUGCGGAUCUUGACGAAGGGCUAACAAAUUUGGAAAAAGAGAUUUUGCAAGACGAAAUGGAUAGAAGGUCGGCGAGAGUGAGUUCUUACACUAACACCGAUGUUGAAGAAGAGUUUAUUGCCGAUACUCAAGAAGACCAUGCAACUUUCACAAGUACAUCGUCCAACCUCAACCCCGAUGAAGGAUUCUCAAACUCCGCUCAAGAAUACCAAUAUUACGAAGACACCUACAACUUUUGGAAUUUUCCUCCCGGUAUGGUGUUUUGA
Lactuca saligna is the source of this 285-nucleotide messenger RNA. The record is from the annotation of a GenBank genome assembly. NCBI's taxonomy places the organism in Eukaryota, Viridiplantae, Streptophyta, Magnoliopsida, Asterales, Asteraceae.